Messenger RNA from Daldinia childiae, 1161 nucleotides. RefSeq lists its product as uncharacterized. The record is from RefSeq and is a predicted model, not a curated record. The transcript has a single exon. Bases 1 to 1161 code for a protein of 386 amino acids. NCBI's taxonomy places the organism in Eukaryota, Fungi, Ascomycota, Sordariomycetes, Xylariales, Hypoxylaceae.
AUGCCACUUACCGGUGACGGGCGAGCCGGCCGACGCUCGGAUAACUCCCCAGGAAGAUACGGCACCUGGCUGAGCGCUACACCGUCAUCCUCAUCCGCAGACGAGGCUGUCUCUCCAAACACCACACCCAAAUCCAAACGCAGCAUCAUAACAUCCGACACCACACCGAAGAGCGCGACGCAAUCCCGCUUCGGCUUCUUCGCGUCGCUCACCACGCGGCUAUCCAGCCCAGCAGCGCAGUCGCCACAGGAAGUCGACGACGAGAUGAUCAACAUGGACAUCGAAGCAGCGCUGUACCCGUCCGCGAUCGACCGCGACACCUUCUCGCCCGCGGCCUACAAAAACCUGCAGACCAACGCGGCGGGGCUGCUGCACAAGAUGCAAGACGCGUACCGGCAGCGCGCCGCCACGAUCCGAGAGAUGCGCGCCGAGCGCGAGGCCCACGGCGAAGAGAUGGCGGAGACGGAGCUGCGCAUCCGCAGUUUCAAGAGCCAGCUCGAGAGCAUGGCGGCGAAGGCCGCCGAGCAGGAACAAGCCAUGCAGCAGCUCGUCGCAGAACUGCAGGCGGAAAGGGGGGCGCGGCGCGAGGCCGAGGACCGGGCUAGUCGCGGGAGGGCGUUAGUCGAGUCACCGCUGAUUACGGAGGAUCUCUGCGUGGACGACGACGACGACGAUGAUGAUGGUGCAGAUGACAAGCGCAAGCGCUGGCGCAACAGCGACGGCACGGUGCGCUCGGAUCUCAGCAUCGACACGUCUGCGGGGACCAGCGUGACAGACGGCGAAAGCGUCGAGGCCGAGAGCAUAUUUAGUCGGAGCCGCAGCCCAACGGCCACGGUGACUACUACCAUGACCGAAAACGAGGUCCCGCCCACGCCGCAGCACGAGCUCCUCGCCAUCCGGUCUCCACACACGCCUAACCUAUCUCCUAAGCCUAAGCAGCAGUUAUCUACGUUCCAGAAGCUGGUCAAGGGGAUCUCGGGAGGAGGUGGAGGAGGGGAGAUGGUGGAUGGGUGUGGGAAUUGUAGGGGGCGGGACGCGAGCGUGGCGUGGGAUACGGUUAGUCUUCUGCGCGACGAGAAUAAGAGCUUGAAGCACCGCGUUGCGCAGCUCGAGGUCGUGGUCGAGGGCGCGUUGGAUGCUGUUAAUGGGAUUGGGAUGUAG